Molecule: messenger RNA, 3972 nt
Organism: Chlorocebus sabaeus (green monkey)
Lineage: Eukaryota; Metazoa; Chordata; Mammalia; Primates; Cercopithecidae
Gene: HNRNPDL
Product: heterogeneous nuclear ribonucleoprotein D like
Biological process (GO): regulation of gene expression
Cellular component (GO): nucleoplasm; chromatin
Molecular function (GO): poly(A) binding; poly(G) binding
Source: RefSeq, a predicted model, not a curated record
CGCGUGGCCUCUCUCCUUGCCGGGAGGGCCGCGAUGGAGGUCCCGCCCCGGCUUUCCCAUGUGCCGCCGCCAUUGUUCCCCUCCGCUCCCGCUACUUUAGCCUCCCGCAGCCUCUCCCAUUGGCGGCCGCGGGCGCCGCGGCAGCUAGCCCCGCUCCUCCCUUCACUCGCUCCGAGCUCCGCCCGGCAGGGGGCGCGCCGGGCCCAGCGCCACGUCACCGCCCAGCAGCCCUCCCGAUUGGCGGGCGGGGCGACUAUAAAGGGAGGGCGCAGGCGGCGCCCGGAUCUCUUCCGCCGCCAUUUUAAAUCCAGCUCCAUACAACGCUCCGCCGCCGCUGCUGCCGCGACCCGGACUGCGCGCCAGCACCCCCCUGCCGACAGCUCCGCCACUAUGGAAGAUAUGAACGAGUACAGCAACAUAGAAGAAUUCGCAGAGGGAUCCAAGAUAAACGCGAGCAAGAAUCAGCAGGAUGACGGUAAAAUGUUUAUUGGAGGCUUGAGCUGGGAUACAAGCAAAAAAGAUCUGACAGAGUAUUUGUCUCGAUUUGGGGAAGUUGUAGACUGCACAAUUAAAACAGAUCCAGUCACUGGGAGAUCAAGAGGAUUUGGAUUUGUACUUUUCAAAGAUGCUGCUAGUGUUGAUAAGGUUUUGGAACUGAAAGAACACAAACUGGAUGGCAAAUUGAUAGAUCCCAAAAGGGCCAAAGCUUUAAAAGGGAAAGAACCCCCCAAAAAGGUUUUUGUGGGUGGAUUGAGCCCGGAUACUUCUGAAGAACAAAUUAAAGAAUAUUUUGGAGCCUUUGGAGAGAUUGAAAAUAUUGAACUUCCCAUGGAUACAAAAACAAAUGAGAGAAGAGGAUUUUGUUUUAUCACAUACACCGAUGAAGAGCCAGUAAAAAAAUUGUUAGAAAGCAGAUACCAUCAAAUUGGUUCUGGGAAGUGUGAAAUCAAAGUUGCACAACCCAAAGAGGUAUAUAGGCAGCAACAGCAACAACAAAAAGGUGGAAGAGGUGCUGCGGCUGGUGGCCGAGGUGGUACGAGGGGUCGUGGCCGAGGUCAACAGAGCACUUAUGGCAAGGCAUCUCGAGGGGGUGGCAAUCACCAAAACAAUUACCAGCCAUACUAAAGGAGAACAUUGGAGAAAACAGGUGUGUAUAAGAGUACAGGAAAACAGUAGAAAUGUCUAAUUUAAUUUAAAGAUCAAUAGACAAACGUAAAAACAAAAUACUAUGUAGCCUGUUCUUACUAAAUUGUUGAUUUUUUUUAAUUGCUUUAUGAGCCUGUUUUGCCUAAAGUGUCUAUAGAUCUUUAACUUUAAAGUCUUAUCUCACUUUCUUUAGUAUUGCAGAAAAACUUAAGAGUUUUUCUGUUUGCUUUUGUGUACCAGGUGGUCUAGAGGAAUAAUUAAACAUUUUAGAACUAUUAACAGGUAAAGUACUGAAAUGGGUACAACUUAAGGAAAACAAGAAUGUUGUCUUCUAACUCUGACAUUAUACCUUGUUUGUACCCGCCAGCGGGAACUUCAUUGCAGGCCGUGUGUCACCCUGACCACGUCUAUCUCUGGGGGUCGCACGUUGCGGGCAGAGCGCAAGGCAUACACCAGAAAACGCUGUCCUGUGGUAUGGUCUCUUCCAACUUCAUGUACCAGCGUAAAGAUUAAAGUGGAAAACUUCAGACUUUGGCUUCUUUUUUAAUCUUUUUGGAGAUUAAGUGUCUAAACUUAACUUAAAUGGUUUUUUACAGGAGUUAAAAUACAUAAAUGCCUUUUUACAGCUUAAUCAUUUUGGUCUUCUGUUUAGUGUUGUAUUUCAAUUGUGGAGCCUCAUUUUAAGUGUUCAUUCUUUUAAGAUUUAAUGCUUGCUUUUUCUUUUUAUAGCUAAUAGUGAAAUCUACAAACCAAAACAAGAACUUUUAAAUCUGGGAUAUAAAUUAAAGAUCAUAUGCACAAUUCAAUUUAUGUUCUUGUAAUAAGCUUAUUAGAAAUUGGUGUUUGUGAUAGCAUUUUACUUGGGUUACUAGAGAUGCUUCUAGUAGACCUUAAUCUAGCAUAGUUGAACCUGUGAAUAUGGGAAGAUUGUAUUCCCAGAUUCUUUCCUGAAUAGAUUUGAAUUUAUUAUUAUUUGGGAACUCCAGGGUGAGUUUAUUGACUACCCAAACUGUAUUUUGCCAAUAAAUAUGCAUAUGAUCUUUAAUUAUUGAAGAAAAGAAUAAAGUGAGGACUUAAAACAAUUCAUGAAAGUGGACCUUUAAAAGCUUGUCAGAGUUGCACAAAUCUAAUUGGUAUUUUGUUUUUGUUUUUAGGAGGAGAUGUUAAAGUAACCCAUCUUGCAGGACGACAUUGAAGAUUGGUCUUCUGUUGAUCUAAGAUGAUUAUUUUGUAAAAGACUUUCUAGUGUACAAGACACGAUUGUGUCCAACUGUAUAUAGCUGCCAAUUAGUUUUCUUUGUUUUUACUUUGUCCUUUGCUAUCUGUGUUAUGACUCAAUGUGGAUUUGUUUAUACACAUUUUAUUUGUAUCAUUUCAUGUUAAACUUCAAAUAAAUGCUUCCUUAUGUGAUUGCUUUUUUGCGUCAGGUACUACAUAGCUCUGUAAAAAUGUAAUUUAAAAUAAGCAAUAAUCAAGGCACAGUUGAUUUUGUAGAGAGUAUUGGUUCAUACGGAGAAACUGUGGUCCUUUAUAAAUAGCCAGCCAGCAUCACCCUCUUCCCCAAUUUGUAGGUGUAUUCUAUGCUCUUAAGGCUUCAUCUUCUCCCUGUUAAGUGAGGUUUCUACCACACCUUUGAACAAUGUUCUUUCCCCUCUGGUUAUCUGAAGACUGUCCUGAGAGGAAGACGUAAGUGUUGUGAUUAGUAGAAGCUUUCUAGUAGACCAUGUUUCUUCUGGAUUGUAGUAAAAUUGUUAGUAGCUCCUUUUACUUUGUUCCUGUCUCUGGAAAGCCAUUUUUGAAUCGCUAAUUACUUUGGCUUUAGUCAGUGGUCACCUGGUAAAAGCUUUGUAAUCAUAACACAAUCACUUAAUUCUUGAUAAAAAUUCAGAUGCACACAGGAACACUGUAAAACUGGUAGGAUCUAUGGUUUAAGAGCAUUUAAAGUAGUUAUAACUCAAGGAUUUUAGUAGAAAGGUAUGAGUGUGGUCAAAAGUUAGAUUAAAAUUUGAAAUAGUGGCAAAAGAUUUAGUUGUGUUGUUUUCUCGCAGUCACCACAAGAUUGAACAAAAUGUUUUCUGUUUGGGCAUUCUGAGGAAAUUGUAUUACAGUUAGCUAUUAAUGCUGUGUGAGUUUAGAAAAAGUCUUGAUAGUAAAUCUAGUUUGUAACACAGUGCAUGAACUGAGUAGUUAAAACAGUUCCAUAUUCAGACAUAGGAAUAGUGGAAAAGGUAUCUUAGGUGUGUCAGUCAAUCCAAAUGUGACUUGAGUCAUUACAGUGGACCCUCUGGGUGCACUGAAAAGAAGCCGUUUUAUGUCCAGGUUUGAGAAGACCUGGAAUAAAUAAAAGCUUUGAAUUUUGCAUUCAGUGUAGUUGGAUUUUGGGUCCUUUGCCUCAAUGUUAGCUACUGGGAUUGGCAGAUGUGUUCACAGGCAGAGUAGUCGAUCUCACACAACGGGUGAUCUCACAAAACUGGUGUUUCUUAAGCUGAUGAGCCCCCUCCUUUUUUAAUUUGGUGCUUACAACUUGGUUACAAUGAUUAUACUUCUUGAGCUAUCACGUUAUAAUGCUCUUGGCCUUUUUUUGCUGCUGUUUUGCUAUUUGUUCUCACACCUAGGCCAAGUACCAGUGUUGGCUGUUAGAAGGGAUUCUGUUCAUUCAACAUGCAACUUUAGGGAAUGGAAGGAAGUUCAUUUUUAAGUUGUGUUGUCAGGUGCAGUGUCUAGGGUAGUGAAUCCUGUAAGUUCAAAUUUAUGAUUAGGUGACAAGUUGACAUUGAGAUUGUCCUUUUCCCUGAUCAAAAAAUGAAUAAAGACUUUUUAAACAAA